AUGGCCAAAAGGUGGCAACAGCCCAAAUGUCCACCCGAGGAGGAGUGGGUCUUGGUAGCCCCCAUGAGGGAUGUCUGCUUUGUGACCAAAGGGAGCGCCCGCGGAGCGGCCCGAGCGCGACCACCUCCAGAGCGGCGGCCGAGGCGGCUGAGGCGGCGGGGCGCGGGCGAGACCGGCGGGACGAGGCGCCGAGGUCCGGGGUUCGGGGUCUGCGGCCGGGAUCGGGGUCCGGAGCUCGGGGACAGGGGUCGGAGGGGCCGGGGUCUGGGCGCGGGGGCUCUGGGAUCCUGGCUCCAGGGCUGGGGUCCCGGUUCCAGGUCCGGGGCCCGGCGUCCCGAAUCGGGGCGGGUGUUGGGUCCGCGGCGCGGGGCCCGGGUCCCAGGUCGGGGUCCGCGGUGCGCGUCCGGCCCGACUUGCCUGCGUGGGGACCGUGUGCGGGGCCGGGGUCUCGGGCCCGCGGGCCGGCGGCGAGAACAAAGGGAGCGGCGGGCGGAGGAGCUCGUCCUUCGCCCCUGGGCGCUGAGUCCCGACACCCUUUUUCUGGGGCCUCGGAAGUUGGCGCCGGCGGCGGCCCGCGGAGAAGGGGGGCCGCGGAAGGAGGAAGCUGAGGCGCGGCCGGGCGCCGCAGAGGCCGCCAGACACAAAGGGCUGAGCCCGGACGGCCGAGCGCGGCGGGCCCCGGGGCUGGCGUUCCGAGCGCCAAGUGGGAGGCAGCCCCGCCGCGAGCCCGCCGUCGUGGGCCCCUCGCCGGGCGCGGCGCGGGCGGGGCGGGCCGGGGGCCGGGGGUGCGGGCGGCGGGGCGGGCCGGGGUCCCCGCGCCCCCCGCCCCCGCGCCGAAUGAAUGGCUCGGGCCGGGCGCCGCUACAAGAUGGCGCGUCGCCGCCGCUGCCAUUGUCAGCCGGCGCGCUCCCGGCCGCCUGCGCCCCGGUGGUGUUGGGGGCCCACUUGCGUUAUGUGGCGGGCGGGGGGCGCAGGCGACCCCGCGAGCCCUGCGCUCGCGGCGGGUGGGGGAGGGGCGCUGAGCCGAAGAUCCCGCCCGGGGGGUGGCCGAGCCCUCGGACUUUCGAAGCCCCCCCGCCCCGGUAUUUUUCCUUGCGGAUCGUUUGCGCUUCCGAAGGUAUUGAUACCGCCUCCAGCGCCCCGGAUUGCACCGCUGCGCGCGGAAGUGGUAGUGUCCACCGGCUCCGCCCGCUGCACGGAGGCUUCUGGCCGGGACCGUGAGCCGAGCCGAGGCCCGCGGCCCCGUGUGACGGUCUGUCGGGGCGGGAGGCUGCGGGACGCGGCAGUUCCGGGAACCCAGCUAGCAUGUCGGUGCCGCAGGCCUGUGCAGACCCCUGCGCCUGCUGUGCCCGCGGCGGUCUCUGUUGUGUGACUUCUGCGCGUCCGAGCGCUCCGCUCUCGCGGGACGGCCCGGCCCGGCCGCUGCUCCGGAGACCGGACGGGCCCGAGCUUGGCUUCGGGGUGAGCAGACAAACGGAAGCCCCGCUUUGUGGGAGUCCCUUUCCACUCUAGAUCGGGUAGGAUGCCCCGAGAGUUCCGAUGAGUGUAACCCACAGAAGGAAAAGCCCCUGAUCCUCCGUGAUUAUGUGUGGAGGGAGACGAAGAACGCGCCAUCUGAGCAGCAGUGAUGUGGAGAGCAGUGCCGUGCUCGGACCAGCUGGGUCACAUCUAGGGAACUGGCCCAGGGUGCCUCCAGGGACCAGAGCGGUCCUCACCUGGAGACAGGCAGUCUGUCCUGAUGUGUCCAUCUCCCCUCCUCCCCCUGCUGUUGGAGGAUUAUAGGUGUAAGAUUGAGCCUUUUCCUGGGGGGAAUCCAGAGAUCUCUCUAAGGGUGGAAAACCCCAGGGGCUCCUGGGUGGCUCAGUCAUUAAGCUUCUGCCUUCUGCUCAGGUCAUGAUCCCGGGGUCCUGGGAUGGAGCCCCACAUUGGGCUCUCUGCUCAG
Lutra lutra (Eurasian river otter) is the source of this 1942-nucleotide messenger RNA. Its product is annotated as translation initiation factor IF-2-like. Bases 1 to 1221 code for a protein of 406 amino acids. The transcript has 5 exons. NCBI's taxonomy places the organism in Eukaryota, Metazoa, Chordata, Mammalia, Carnivora, Mustelidae. The record is from RefSeq and is a predicted model, not a curated record.